Caenorhabditis remanei is the source of this 909-nucleotide messenger RNA. RefSeq lists its product as uncharacterized. The transcript is spliced from 8 exons. NCBI's taxonomy places the organism in Eukaryota, Metazoa, Nematoda, Chromadorea, Rhabditida, Rhabditidae. The record is from RefSeq and is a predicted model, not a curated record. Bases 1 to 909 code for a protein of 302 amino acids.
AUGGAAGAGAGCCAAGAAUCGAAUUUCUCACUUUCCAAAUUCGACGCAAAUGAAGAUGGAUCUUUGAGCCAAUAUAUGUCAAUUAAUGAAUGUGAACGUGAAAUUCAAAUGUUGGAACGAGACAUCCGUCAACAGAAAGAGUCAAGUUCAAAUGCAAAGACUGCGAUAACAUUCGGUCAACUUCGGAAAAUACACUCUUUAUCCACUAUGCUGGGGCCUCAUAAGGAAUUAUUUUACGAAAGGAUAUGUCGGGCCGCCGAAAUUCAAAGGGCUUCUUUGAAAAAUCGACUGAAGUCUAAUAUAAAUAAAUUCGAGCCGAGCACUCCGUUAUCAUUCACCCAGGGCGGUUUUGACUCAUCUCAAAACUCGUUAUCAGCUUCGGAAAGUCAGAAUUUCGUAGUGACGCCCACUACUCUACAUAACCUUUUUAAUAACUCGAGGAAAAACCAGAUAGAAAUGCUGGCUCCGUUGGCAUCAGAAGAGGAGCUCAUGAGAUUUCCAGCUGAAAGACAAUUCGAUUUAAUGCAGAUCGGAUUCAGUUAUGAUGAAGUGAAACAGUUGUUGGAGAUGUUUGACAAAUAUAAAAAUGAUGUUCAGGAGAUUAAUAGACAUAACACUUUGACUCAGGUUCUCAAUCAAUUCUGCAACUACAUCUCAAUGUACGCUCCACCGAACCUGAAGUUGAUCUCAUCUGCUUUCAAUUUAUUGGAACUUGGAAAUCCUGCGAAUGAAGUGAAGAGAGUUCUUCUGAAAGCGCGUCGUCGUGAAGAUUCAGAAGAGUCAGACGUGGCUCCAUUUGUCAAGAAAUCGUGUCCUUCAUCACAAUCUCCUCGGUCUCCGAAUAGAGAUGAGCUACUCUUGGGUCUAGAUCGAUCCCCUCCGAGUGAUGAUGGAACUCAGAAAGUUUAA